AUGGACCUGGAUAAGGUGACGUUGGAGAUUUUUUCCAAGUUGGAGCAGAAGUGGUUGUACCACUGUGAUGGGAAGAAGACGCGUGUUUUAAGCAUUGACGGCGGAGGAACUACCGGCAUUGUUGCAGGUGCCGCCUUGGUUCACCUUGAGUCUCAGAUCCAAGCGAUCACCGGUGAUUCACACGCUCGCAUUGUGGAUUUCUUCGAUAUUAUCGCCGGCACGGGAAUCGGCGCUUUUCUCUCCGUGAUGCUCGUCGCAGACGAUGGUGCUGGUCGUCCACUGUUUUCCGCGAAAGACGCUGUUGAUUUUUUGAUGGAGAAUCAGACGAAGCUUUUCAAGGAGAAAAACGUAGGCGUUUUUCACCGCCGACAGAGGUUUUCCGAUACGAGCAUGGAUAGGGUGCUAAACGAAGCGCUUAGGAGAGAAGACGGUAAGGUUUUGACCUUAAAGGACACGUGUAAGCCACUUCUCAUACCAUGCUUUGACCUCAACACCUCGGCGCCAUUCGUCUUCUCUCGUGCCGACGCCUCCGAGUCAGCGAGCUUUGACUUUGAGCUUUGGAAAGUAAUCCGCGCCACAUCAGCGACUCCGUCAAUGUUCAAGCCGUUCAAGCUCUCCUCGAUUGACGGGAAAACCUCUUGCUUGGCCGUGGACGGCGGACUUGUAAUGAACAACCCCGCCGCCGCAGCCAUCACUCACGUCUUGCACAACAAGCGUGAUUUCCCGUCAGUCACCGGCGUUGAUGACCUUCUGGUACUCUCUCUCGGUAACGGACCGUUGAGCACUUCAUCAAAGUUGAAACUCCGCCGCGAUGGCCACUGUACGCCGUCGUCCGUCGUUGGCAUUUCCCUCGACGGCGUCUCUGAAACCAUUGACCAAAUGCUCGGCAAUGCCUUCUGCUGGAACCCCAAUAGUUACGUCAGAAUUCAGGCUAACAAUGUUGGGAAACGACCGGAGGAGGUGUUGACGGAGAGAGGUGUUGAGUCGUUACCGUUUGGCGGGAAACGGUUACUAACGGAGACAAAUGCGCAGAGAAUCGGAGGGUUUGUGCAACGGCUUGUUGCAUUGGGAAGGAGUAGUCUACCACCAAGUCCGUGCAAGGAAACGGGCCGUCAGUCCUCUUUUUAA
Molecule: messenger RNA, 1128 nt
Organism: Fraxinus pennsylvanica
Lineage: Eukaryota; Viridiplantae; Streptophyta; Magnoliopsida; Lamiales; Oleaceae
Source: the annotation of a GenBank genome assembly